Messenger RNA from Juglans microcarpa x Juglans regia, 1358 nucleotides. RefSeq lists its product as uncharacterized. Lineage: Eukaryota; Viridiplantae; Streptophyta; Magnoliopsida; Fagales; Juglandaceae. The record is from RefSeq and is a predicted model, not a curated record. The transcript is spliced from 2 exons. Bases 721 to 1116 code for a protein of 131 amino acids.
AUUCUUUGUCCACAUCGUCCGUAUUCGUUGGUUUUGUUGGACACGUGUAUCAAAGUAGGUAAUGCUGAACUACGAAGCUUCCACGUGUGAUGAGAUUGAUGUUGUUAUAUAUUCUAUCCGCUGUGAAGUGGACUUGUUAUGGGGCUUUCAGUGACCAAUCAGAUUUGCACCUCCGUGUACGUGUACCGAAAAUAAAAAGGAGAAAAAUAAAGGGAUUUAAUUAAAAAAGAAUUAAAACAUCAUUAACGAAGAUGUUUUCCUAUAUUAUUGGAAAAUUGAGUUAAGAGUGACAAGUGGCAGAGGGCUGAUUAAUUAGAAGUAGUUGCGCCCAUUCCCACGCCUUACCCGGGGCUCAUUAAUCACAACUUCUGGGUCCCCACCCCUUACUCAAGUUGACUGCCGACCUCACCCGAAAGACUCCAGAUUUUCCCAGCACUGCCACAACACAAAUGCACCGAACGCUCACCUCUUCCUUUUCCUUCUCACCCGAGAAAUCCAGAUGCUCACGUCUAUUAAUAAAUUUCUUUAACAGCAUCCCAACUUCUCCUUCAAUUCUUUUCACAUUAUAAUGAUGGCCUCCUCCUAUUUUCUGAGCGUCUCCUAAGCUUUCCCACUUCUAAUUAAAGUAUCAAACGCGACUUUCUAUUUUUCUGUAUAGCUCUUCUAUCUGUACAGAAAAUAUAUUUCUUGCUUGUUCUUCUUUUGAGGUUUUGUUUCGUUAUGUCUUCCAUAUCACAAGGUUUGGUCUUGGCCACCGCCAUGGCUAUCUCUAGCACAGCUCUGUUUCUUGCUUAUUGUAGGCAGAAGUCUUUCCCACCGACCCAGAUUUCCGAAAAUCAGGAUCCCCAGCACCCGGCAAAGCAAAUUCUACGUUCUUGCUUAUAUUCAGAGGAAAAGAAAAAGGAGAGAAAGAAGAAGAAAGUGCAAUUUGCAGAGGAUGUGAAGGACCCAAGUGGGAAUGGCGACAAAUACAGGAAGGAGCAAACGAAACCGAGCAAAGCUGAAAUGGGUUGCAGAAACGAAAUCCGGGGAGUUCGUGGAAUGCCAGAGAAUCGGAUUGCUUUGUACAAUGGAAUUCUCAAAGACCGUGUGCAAAGAAUGCAGUGUUCAUAUUGAUGAGUUGUAAACUUCUUGGAUUUUCUGGUAUGGCUCUCACAAGAAGAAAAAUCUUGGUUUUCUUGUGGUUUGUAAAUACUUGGGCUCUGUCCAACUCAUCGUUUUUACAUUUAAAAAAAAAAAAAAAGAAGAAAAAAGAAGAAGAAGAAGAAGAAGAAGAAGAGAAAUAUUGGGUAAAGUUCUGUUUCCAUCCAAAUUUAUUAUUCAUUCUAUAUAAUUUCAGUGGUGGGAUUUAAUAGUCA